AUGAACAAUUUAAAUACCACUGCCAGCUACCUCACCGAUAUCACGUUCCGGUCAAUUCAUUCAGAAUUUAAAAAAUCACUGACUUGCUUUGUUGUUAAAGAAAUAACCGAUCUCGUACCCAACGAACCGGUUCCGAGGAACCGACUAAAUAUUCCGAAGCAACUCAAAUUAGCAGAUCCACAUUUUGAAAAACCAGCAUCCGUAGACAUGCUAAUCGGAUCCGGUCCCACUUUAUCAAUACUCUGCCCCGGACAACUAAAGAUACUCAACAACGAUAAUCUAAUUUUACAAAAAACCAAACUCGGCUGGAUCCUGGGCGGAAAUCUAGAAUCAACUUACUUAUCGAAAUCGUCUCGUUGCCUUGUCACUAGUUUACCUUUCGACUUAGAGCGAUUUUGGAGAUUAGAGGAGAAGCUCGACGAGGAACGCACAUUGUCAAAGGACGAGUUAUAUUGUGAAGAACACUUCAUAACUCACGUAAAACGCAGUAAAGAUGGCAGAUACAUCGUCGCAUUGCCGUUCGAUAAGAUGAAGGGUAAAUUAGGCAAUUCCAAGCAAACGGCGUUGAAACAACUAUUAUAUUUGAGAAAAAGAUUUCAACGAGAUCACGAGUACAAACGCGAAUAUACAAAGGUCAUCGAAGAAUAUCUAAAAUUAGGCCACAUGACCCUCGUAGAGACCAUCGGAGACGACGGAUUUUAUUUGCCACACCACGGAGUUCCUAAACUCGAUAGUCUGACAACGAUGCUGCGAGUAGUUUUCAACGCGUCGGUGACACCCUCAGAUGGCGGAUGCUCACUUAACGACUGCCUACUCGUUGGCCCUACUAUUCAAGACGAUUUAAUCACUCUCCUACUACGAUUUCGAACGCACACGUAUGUAAUCUUAGCUGACAUCGAAAAAAUGUAUCGACAAUUUCUCGUUCGAGACAGCGAUAGGAAAUAUCAGAAAAUCUUGUGGUUUGUAAACGACGAGAUUAGAGAAUUUGUGCUCAACACAGUAACAUUCGGAGUAGCAGCCGCACCCUUUUUGGCUAUUCGAUGCCUACAUCAACUCGCGGACGAUGAACAAGAACGAUUUCCACUCGCCGCCAAAAUAUUAAAGAGAGACAUGUACGUCGAUAACAUGUUAACGGGAACGAAUUCCGUCGAAGAAGCCCGAUCAAUUUGUACGCAAAUGACGCAAGUCCUAAGGACCGCCGGUAUGAACAUGCGACAGUGGGCAACAAAUGAUCCAAAUAUAUUAAACGACAUCGAGUCAAAAAAUUUGGACGCUAAUUUCGACUUGAGCAACGACAACACCCUUAAAACACUAGGCAUUCGCUGGCGCGCCAAAACGGACUCUUUCGUAUACAAAAUUAAACCCAUAUCGGUCACUGAGAGAUUCACCAAAAGAAAAAUAUUGUCCGAAAUAGCAAAAAUCUUCGAUCCCCUUGGACUACUAGGACCAAUUAUCCUCUUUGCAAAAAAAAUCAUGCAAGACAUCUGGAAAGCCAAAAUCGACUGGGAUGAAACAGUACCGAAUGACAUAUACUAUCAAUGGAAUGAGUUUUGUCUACAAUUAAGCUGCCUACCAGACAUGUCAUUCAAUCGACACAUUUUGACAAACGACGCCAAUGAAAUACAAAUUCACGGCGAAACUGGAUACGGUGCAUGCAUCUAUAUGAGAUCAAAGGACACAUUUGGCAAUUAUAAAAUCACCCUAAUCUGUUCAAAAUCACGCGUCGCGCCAGUAAAAACACGGUCAUUUCAUUCGUUCGUCAAACGAUUUUCUCAACAACGAGAUAUGGCUACACGGCCCUCCAUGGCUACAACAAAACGAAACUGA
This is a messenger RNA of Nasonia vitripennis (jewel wasp), 1827 nucleotides long. RefSeq lists its product as uncharacterized. Lineage: Eukaryota; Metazoa; Arthropoda; Insecta; Hymenoptera; Pteromalidae. The coding region runs from base 1 to 1827 and encodes 608 amino acids. The record is from RefSeq and is a predicted model, not a curated record. The transcript has a single exon.